AAGCAAUUUAAUGUCAUCUAGCCUCGAUAUUAAUUGAUAUUGAUGCAAAAGAUACAUUACGCAAACGUAUGAGCAUGAGCGUGUAUCCGCCCCGGCGGCAUGUGUGGAUCAUCUCAACCAUAACAGCCUCGGCAUAAUGAAGAUUGAACAUGUAGAAGCCGUGUUUACAGACGAUAAGGCUCAGCCAAGGUCUGUUUAUUUCGCCGGACAGACGAUAUAUGGGGUACUGAAGUUCCGGGUGUCAGAGGAGUUUCCUGUUAACAGCGUUGUUCUGAAAUGUAAGGGGAAAUCCCAUGUCAAAUGGGAGAACGAUGAUGAUAAAACUAUCCACUAUGACGAGCUGUACAUGGAGGAGAACGUCUACCUUGUAGGAUCCAAGGACUCGGGAGAUUUUAAACAAGAUCUUCAUGUGGGAGAACAUACGCAUAACUUCUCGUUCAAGUUAAGAGAGGAUUUACCCACAUCCUUUGAGUCCAAACAUGCGUACGUCCGAUACUUUCUCUGUGCCAAAUUCUAUCGACCAGGCUGGAAGAAGGAUUAUGAAUUCAAGCAACCCUUUACUGUACUCUCUAUUAUUGACCUAAACAAUAUACCGGAAGCCCAGGCACCUGUACAUUCUACCGAUACUGACACUGUUGGUUGCUGUUGUUGUGCUGAGGGUCCUGUCAGGUCAGAGUUCAAGGUUGAUAGGACUGGCUAUGUCCCAGGGGAAUAUAUCAUUAUCAAUGCAGAAAUCGACAAUAGAACCUCCAAAGUGAUGGACGAGUCUAGGGUGGAACUGUGGAUGAAGCUGAAGUUGAAGGCGGGUUCAGAGAGAAAAACGAAAAAAACAAAGAUAGCUGAAUUGAAGCAUGGAUCUACAGGCCCCGGGGGUCAGGAUAUCUGGAGUCGGGAGAGACUUCAUAUUCCACCCUGCCCUCCAACUAUGUUGGAAGACUGCACAAUUAUUGAUAUUACUUAUUACUUACAUUUUGUGGGUGAUAUAGGUUUCCUUGGUGUGCUUCAUGAGGUCCCUAUUCUAAUCGGAAGUGUCCCUCUAAGCAAUGUUUACUCUAUGCCAAACAACUGGGGUUUUAUGCCACCACCUUCUUUGCCUCCGCCCCCUACCAAUUCGAAUUCACCUGCGGUGGAUCCGGCAGAUAUUUCACUCUCGCCAAUAACGACACAGCCCGGAUUUUUACCAACUGCUCCUCCACCCUCUUACCAGGAUAGCUUAGAAUUUACUGGAACAAUCGUAACAGAAAAAAAUGAAGGCAAAAAGAAAGAAAAAGACUUCAAACCAACAUAUAUUUAUUACAACUUUGGAACAGAUCCUCUUACAAUGUAAUACAUAUGUUAUACAAACCAACAUAUAUUUAUUGAAUCUCUUAAAGUGUAAUACAUACAUAUUUUAUACAAAACAAAAUAUAUCUAUAGAAUCUCUUACAGUGUAAUACAUACAUAUUAAAUUUCUUAAGGAGGAUCUGUACACCUAUGAAGUAUAUGUGAUUUUUGUUGCAUGCCUUAGUGUCUAAUAAUGGGCUCAGUAUCCAAUAAAAUAAAGCUUCAAA
This is a messenger RNA of Saccostrea echinata, 1550 nucleotides long. RefSeq names its product arrestin domain-containing protein 3-like. Gene Ontology annotation, biological process: protein transport. Bases 137 to 1327 code for a protein of 396 amino acids. The transcript has 7 exons. The record is from RefSeq and is a predicted model, not a curated record. Lineage: Eukaryota; Metazoa; Mollusca; Bivalvia; Ostreida; Ostreidae. Gene Ontology annotation, cellular component: cytoplasm.